GUUCCUUUCCUUUCCUAUCUUUGGUUUGUGCGCAUUUUUGUAACAGCGGGGUCUUCUCUUUAAUUUCCCUUUCUUACCGUUUAUCUCGUCCCAACUCCCUUUCUCCUCUGCCUCUGACGGCUGGAUGUUCGGCGUGUCCGCGAAGCCCCUCCCACCCCGUCGCCCGACGGACCUCCCCCGCUUCGAUGGCGUGGCGCCGCGCGUGACGGCGCUGACGGCGGGGGCCCAUCGCGGGGCCUUCGUUGCGAUGGUCCUCGUCGUCAGCGGGGUCUGGGAGUUCUGCUGCGGGGUCACUGAUCGGGCGGUCGACAUCACCGGCGUCCCAGAGGAUACCGAGGUCAGCCGGGUCUGCGAGUUCAUCUGCUACGUCGACCCCACCACGGCGGAGCUGCGCUACCACCAGCAUGCCAUGCUGGACGACGAGUUCGACUUCGAGGUCUACGGCCAGCUGGUCGGCCUGAUGGCGAAGUUUCCACAACUUUUUUGA
Messenger RNA from Phytomonas sp. Hart1, 487 nucleotides. Lineage: Eukaryota; Euglenozoa; Kinetoplastea; Trypanosomatida; Trypanosomatidae. The record is from the annotation of a GenBank genome assembly.